UCUCUCCACUCUUUCAGUCGCUCUCUCUCGCUGCCGCCCCGCCUCCUCCGCCAUUCCGGCCCGUAUCCUCCGACAGUAGAAGGUAAGCAUAUACCGCGCCUCUUCUCUCUCUGUAGCAGCUGUCCGAACUUGAUUCCAAGUUUGUUGUCGCCGGAUUCCGGCAACUCUAUGCAUGUCGUGCCCCCAAAUUAUGUAAUCCCUUUUUAACCAAUGUAUAUGGACUUUUAACUUCAAACCAAAUAAUGGCCCUACCCAACAUAGCUACCAAAGUCCAUAACAUUAGAACUCUGAAUACCCCGUCCAGCAACUUUCCAUUCCUGUUGCCAGACCCUGUCACCAUCACUGAUCUAUUACUCCAAUCAAACAAUCCAGAGUCACUAGCCCAAUGCAUCAACACUGUUUCUGCGUGGACUCCAGGUUUAGUCCAAGCAAUUCUUAAACGCCUCUGGAACCAUGGCCCUAAAGCCCUUCAAUUCUUUAAACUUGUUGAAGACCACCCAUCUUAUACACACUCAGCUAUUGCUUUUGACCAUGCUAUUGACAUCUCUGCACGAAUACGAGACUACAAAACCAUGUGGACCCUUGUAUGCAAGAUGAGAUCCAUGAGAUUGGGCCCAUCCCCUAAAACCUUUGCUAUCAUGAUGGAGCGCUAUGUCUCUGCUGGAAAGGCUGAUAAGGCUGUGAAGAUAUUUCUGUCUAUGCAUGAACAUGGCUGCCAACAAGAUUUGAAGUCAUUUAAUGCAUUGCUUGAUGUAUUGUGUAAGUCGAAACGGGCAGAGAUGGCAUAUGGGCUUUUAAAAGUAUUCCGGGGAAGGUUUAGAGCUGAUGUUGUCAGUUACAAUAUUAUCGCAAAUGGGUUUUGUUUAAAGAAGCAAACUCCACGAGCCUUAGAAGUUAUGAAGGAGAUGGUUGAAAGGGGCGUGGAACCAACAUUGACCACAUAUAAUAUACUCCUUAAAGGUUAUUUUAGAGCUGGGCAGAUUAAGGAAGGAUGGGAGUUUUUCUUACAAAUGAAGAAAAGGAAAAUUGAGAUUGAUGUUGUGACCUACACAACAGUCAUUCAUGGGUUUGGUGUGGCAGGUGAGGUUGAGAGGUCAAGGAAAGUAUUUGAUGAGAUGAUUGGAGCUGGUGUGCUACCUUCAGUCGCAACUUAUACUGCCCUAAUCCAAGUUUUGUGCAAGAAGGAUUCUGUUGAAAAGGCCAUUGUAGUAUUUGAGGAUAUGUUAAUGAAAGGUUAUGUGCCAAGUGCAACUACCUACAAUGUAAUCAUCAGAGGAUUGUGCCACGCUGAAAAAAUUGAUAUGGCUAUUGAGUAUAUGUAUAAAAUGAAAGAUGAUUGUGAACCGACAAUUCAAACAUAUAAUGUUGUCAUUAGGUAUUGUUGUGAGGAUGGUAAACUUGAGAAGGCUUUAGAGAUUUUUGGCAAGAUGAAUGGUGGGUCUUGUUUGCCUAAUUUGGAUACAUACAAUAUCUUGAUUGGCUCAAUGUUUGUACGGAAGAAGUCUGAUGACUUAUUGGUUGCUGGGAAGCUGUUGAUAGAAAUGGUUGAUCGAGGAUUCAUGCCACGAAGGCUUACCUUCAAUCGUGUUCUAAAUGGGCUGAUGCUGACUGGUAAUCAAGGAUUUGCACAAGAGAUUUUGAGGCUGCAAAGUACAUGUGGCCGUCUUCCUCGUCAUUUUAGAUUGUGAAUGCUUCUGUUUUAUUUGCAUUUGCACCCUUCCCCUGAAGUGAAAAAUGAAAUUGCCAGAUGCCAAUAUCCACAUGUUUAGGCUUGUUUUUUUGAGACAGGCUGAUACCCUUAUUAUUCACAGUUCACAUGCA
Salvia hispanica is the source of this 1821-nucleotide messenger RNA. It is a transcript of the gene OTP43, whose product is annotated as Pentatricopeptide repeat (PPR) superfamily protein. The record is from RefSeq and is a predicted model, not a curated record. NCBI's taxonomy places the organism in Eukaryota, Viridiplantae, Streptophyta, Magnoliopsida, Lamiales, Lamiaceae. Gene Ontology annotation, molecular function: protein binding.